GACGUGUGAAGAAAUGGAAAUUCCAGAUGAAUAUUGUAUUUGUGAACGAGUCUGGCAUAAGUCUGAUAUAUACGGUGAUGAUGCGACAAAAGCUGCACAAUUUCUAAUCGCUGAUAUUAAUGAUUUCUUGAAACAGAAAAAUCUGAAUAAAAUUUGCGAAACACUCGAAUUCAUAGAAGUAGUUUCGGCAGAACACCUUGAGGGGAGAUCGGUGUUGAAAAUAGCUGUAAAUGCUGCACCGAGCAAUGGAAAAUAUGAAGUGCAGCUGUUGAAGCAAAAUGAUAACUUUAAAAAAAUUACAAAAAUAACUCGAUUGGAUCAGUACGGUAAACAAGGACACUGUGCUCCCAGUGAAGAUGUACGACCUUUGUGUUACUGCCGACAACAGCUUACAACACCUGCGACUCAUUAA
Messenger RNA from Acanthocheilonema viteae, 412 nucleotides. The record is from the annotation of a GenBank genome assembly. NCBI's taxonomy places the organism in Eukaryota, Metazoa, Nematoda, Chromadorea, Rhabditida, Onchocercidae.